Messenger RNA from Gigantopelta aegis, 2703 nucleotides. RefSeq lists its product as uncharacterized. NCBI's taxonomy places the organism in Eukaryota, Metazoa, Mollusca, Gastropoda, Neomphalida, Peltospiridae. The transcript is spliced from 7 exons. Bases 708 to 1526 code for a protein of 272 amino acids. The record is from RefSeq and is a predicted model, not a curated record.
GCACAAUGGACGGGGAUCGCUUUACAACAGGGCUACGCCCCACUCCCUUCUAGACGUAAGUAUCACAUAUACCACGUCAUCCCGCAGUUUCCACAGCCAGCAGAGUUGUCGUCUAACAAACAUUCUUUUCAUUUGAAAUCGGGUCAAUCUAGUUUCGCACCAGUGAUCUGUGCGUCAACGUCAGACAUCCGUGUCAACUUGACUUACCUGACCCGUGUGUUAUUGUCUACCUGUACAUUCACUAGACAAUUAUAUAUUAUUGUUCACCGCAAAAAUUUCAAAAAAAUCCCACAACAAAAACAUUAGAACUAAUGCAUUCUUUAUUUACCGGACCUACAAUUUAUUGAUGAUGUAAUUCUAUACCUUUGAAUGGCGAUAUCCAUAACGAAACCAUCGGGGAAUUUAGUGGUUUUUAACAGGACUGCCAUACGAAACAAAAUACACCACUCCUCAUAGUUUUAUAUUUCACGUCACUGCCCUAGGCCUUACCCGAGGACAGGUUUAUUCGUAACAGCUUACCCUGUGCAGCGAGAACCAGGGGUCAUACAGAUAUAACUUAAAGUUAAAGCUAAUAUUUUCGUACAGUAACUUAUAUACGUGGGUGAAAUGAGGAUGUUAAAUUAACAGAUCACAUACAGAGUUUUGUGAGCCCGAACGUAACGUUACGGGUAAUGAUUGCGACGUUCUGAUCCUGAAGGUGUGAUAAAAUGGAUACGGUAGUCACAUGGAUGUUGAUGGCAGUGUUUCGAGUUCUCCUGGUAGCCGAGUUAUCACUGGGUUACAAUAACGUGUGCCCAAAAGAGAAAACAGAGAAUUAUACAGUUAUCAAUAUGUGCAACAGCGACACCAUCAUCAAGACUGACCAUCUGUUCCUGGAUAUAUUCAUCCCUGCAUCAUCCAACAACAGCAACAACAACACCGACUGCAGCUGUACACUGCAGGCAACAGAACACGUCCAGAUCGGUGUCAGCAGCAUCAUCAUGCCGGUUGCGCCAUGCGAGUCGACCGUAACCGUGUUCAGUGACCCUCGUCUGAAUAUGACCUGCGGGUACCCCCAGGAGACGCCGUUUCGCAACAUUGGAACUGGGGAUCUUAAGAUUCAACUGGUGACGUCAGAGACUCAUAAAAAUGUCACCUACUGUUUGGGGAUAUUCGUCAAAUCGGCUUCAGGCAACUUGAGUAUACAGUGUUUUACCCCGCCUUCAGCGACCACCUCAUCCACACAAACUUCUACUACUUCACCCACGACGUCAUCAAUGGCGAAGACCACACCCGUUGUUUCGUCUUCCGCCACAACGGCUAAAACCCUAACGACAACAUUGUCAUCACCAGACCCAGAAAGUUUUCCAGUUGCAGCCGUCGCCGGUGGUGUUGCUGGUGCUGUUGCUGUUCUGAUCGCAGUGAUUGUCGUCUACAUCGUAUACAAGAGGAGGAAGACCAAAGGAUACAACAUAAGAAAGAUAGACUCUGUUCUGAGGGAACAGUCAGAAGGAGGAAGACCAAAGGACUGGAGAUCUGAAAGAUAGACUCUGUUCUGAGGGAACAGUCAGAAGGUGGAUGGAUGAUUCUUGGUAUUUUUGCAAAUCAGUCCUAUUUUGGAUCGGAAACUUUUUCUUUGAUGACAAUCCAGCAAUAUAGAAUUAUAGAUGGAUCACUAUAGUGGUUAACGCCCAGCCGUAAACAAAAAAACAACAAAACCAAACCAAACCAAAAAUUAACUAGAGAGAGAGAGAGAGAGAGAGAGAGAGAGAGAGAGAGAGAGAGAGAGAGAGAGAGAGAGAGAGAGAGAGAGAGAGAGAGAGAGAGAGAGAGAGAGAGAGAGAGAGAGUGUGUGUAAGUGAGAGAGAGAGUGUGUAAGUGAGAGAAAGUGAAAAAAUUGUUGUUUUCAAUAAAUAUUUAAAUACUUCUGGGUAUCUGGGUAUACACGAUAACAUAGCAAAAGUCUACCAAACGUUGACCAAUGGGAACCAUGUAAAGUAGUCAAAUCCAACAUGGCGAACAUUAUACUAUAUUAUGGACUUAACAGAAAAGACAUAUAAUGGCCUAUCCCAAAGCAAUAUGCGACAGAAAUGAUUGCACAUGUAUUCAUUCAUGGAAGACCCCCUAACACCAUAGUAAAAUAUACUUUAAUAAUAUUAUUAGGGGAAGCGAAGUAGGUCAAAUAUGCUAGUUUAUAUUAAUUUUGUCGCUGGAUCAAGGGAAAUCAGAAUGAUGGUCAUAACUUGAUGAAAAAUCAUUCAAUCAAGACAAACAAGGUGUCUAACCCUAGGGUUUUAGGGUAAGGAAGCCAAAUACGUUAUUUUAAAGUGACCCGAAUAUGUUGCGUUAUACACACACACGCGCGCACACGCAUACACGCACGCACGCACUCAGUGUCGAUAUGUUGACCAAAAUGAAUGGUUGAACCUGCUAUAAUGGCCAGAAAAUGACAAUGCCCACUAUUUGUUGUCCAAGAAAUACAUAAUAUAUUGUCCCAGUCACAAUAUAAAGUUAUUAUCUUAUUUAAGUUGAAACAAAACAGAUACAUGCUCCAGUGUAUUAUUAAUCAUAUUUGCCUCUUAUAUCUUUAUAUUAUUGCCGGUGUAAACGGAAUGCGAGUCCGUAGGAACAGUUGUCUGCCCGGACUUAAUCUCCUAGGAAUGCAGGUCCUAGGUCUAAUAUACCUAGGAAUGCAAGUCCUAGGACUUACGUUCCUUAGGAAUA